UUCAGGUAGGCGUGGUCUAAGGUUCCUCCAGGGGAGGAGUCACAAACUAGUGUCCCGCAGCACUUGUCCCAAAGUUUUCCUACUGACAAAGUGAUUAAAACUUGACAAACAUACGGAAGGGGAGAGAGCCAGGAUCAGAAGUGGGAUCUGGAGACACCUAUACCCGCUCAGGUGAUUACUUCACACCGCUUUUCUCUGUCACACACCGCUGCUCCCCGCUGUCCGAACACCGACCCCUCGCCGCUCUUUGAGGGAGACUAUCGGAGCCCGUGUCCCGGUGCAGGAGGCAGCCGCGCCCCGCUCUCUGGACUGAGUUCCGAGCGAAACUUCUCAGUUCUGGACCUGAUUCCGUUUUAGAAUCACUAAUCGAAGGAAAAAAAGACAACUCUGAACUUUUCUAAGUUCCAAUGAAUCGGCCGAAGCAGAGAGAGCCCAGCUGACGCUCAGUGAUCGGGGAUCGAUCGUUUUGAUCGGCGAAGAAUAUCGAACAGAGGCGGGACUGGAUCAGGAUGGAGGUUCGCGUGUCUUCAGGACGGGCCUCAUUCUCCUGCGGACUGAGACUCCUUCUCCUGCCGCAGCUGCUCCUGCUGCUGUGUCGCUGCGGAGCUGACGAAGAGGUUUUGAUGAACACAAAGUCAGAAACAACCGACCUGCGGUGGACGAACCAUCCCGCUGACGACCAUCAGUGGGAGGAAAUGAGCGGACUGGACGAUGAGUUCAACAUGGUGAGGACCUAUCAGAUCUGCACCCCCAAGAGUCCGUCCUCUUAUUGGCUCAGGACUCGCUGGAUCCCCAGGCGCGCCGCCACCACACUGUAUGUGGAGAUUCGGUUCACCAUGAUGGAAUGUUCUGGACUGAACCAGCGUCACUGCAAAGAAACCUUCAACCUGUUUUACUACCAGUCUGACAGUGACGUGGCCACGCCCACACAGCCGGCCUGGAUGGAGAACCCUUACACCAAAGUAGCCACGGUCGCCGCCGACCACCUGCUGCGUCCAGGCGGCGACCGACGCUCCAACGUCAAACUGCUGCGACUUGGGCCCCUGAGGGCCGCAGGUCUGUACCUGGCCUUCCAGAGCCAGGGCACCUGCAUGGCCCUGUUGUCUGUACGUGUUUUCUACAGGAAGUGUCCGCAGCUCCGUCGUGCCUUCGCCGCUUUCCCCGAAACCAUCCCCCACUCUCUGGUGGAACAGGCUCAAGGCGUGUGUGUUGAGAACGCUGUGACGCCACCAGGAGUGCAGACCAGACCUCCUAGCAUGCUUUGCGGCGAGGACGGUCAGUGGGUGGGUCAGCCGACAUCGAGCUGCGCCUGUCGUCCUGGGUACGAGGCGUUGGAGUCCGAGGUGCGGUGCCGAGCCUGUCCAUCGGACCAUUUUAAGUCAGGGUCAGGACCCAGUGGCUGUCGGGCCUGUCCAACCUACAGCAGUACCAAGGUUCCAGGCUCCGCCUACUGCCCCUGCUACUCCGGUUACUACCGGGCCGACUCUGACCCGCCACAUGCUUCAUGCACCAGACCGCCCUCAGCUCCCCGCUCCAUUGUGAGUCAGGUCAAUGACACCACAGUGACCCUGGAAUGGAGUGAGCCGCUGGACCGCGGAGGUCGUGUGGACCUUACCUACAGCGUCCUGUGCUCCAGCUGCAGGACCACAAGCAAGGGUUCGGUCAGUUCUUGUUUCCCAUGUGAUGACAGCACCCUGUACCGUCCAAUGCAACGAGGUCUGACCCAGGGUCGCGUUGUCAUUUGGGGACUCCAGCCAUACACAGCGUACACCUUUACCAUCCAAGCACUGAACGGUGUCUCUGCUCUCAGCCAAUCAGAGCCAGCCUCCGACAAAGUCAACAUCACCACCAGCAGAGAUGUUCCUGCUCCAGUGUCUGGCCUAAAGAGAACCGUGUCUACAGAGACUACUAUUACUCUGAAGUGGAAUACUCCAGUUCUGCAGAACCAGCACAGCAUCCUGGACUAUGAGCUCCGCUACAGUCCCAAGGAUGGCGACGAGGCGGGUCGGUGGGAGUAUGUGACCAGCAAGUCUUCUUCGAUGGUGCUGACCGGGCUGCAGCAGGGGACGCAGUACCAGGUGCAGGUCCGGGCUCGGUCCCAGGCUGGAUAUGGAUCCUUCAGCAGCAGCAGCACCUUCAGCACCCAACCUGAUGGUGUGAACAGUGCUCAGCUGGUUCUGACUGUGGUUCUGGUCUCCAUGGGGAUCCUGCUGCUCAUCGCUGCAGUAAUGGUCACUGUGUACUGUUACUGCAGGAGGAGGACUCGCUCCAACAUCAGUGACAAAGGUGGACACUUCCCCAUGGGACAGACAAUGAAGGUUUACAUCGACCCAUUCACCUACGAGGAUCCCAAUGAAGCCGUGAGGGAGUUCGCCAAAGAGAUCGAAGCGUCCUUUGUGAAGAUCGAGGAGGUGAUCGGAGCAGGUGAAUUUGGUGAGGUCUGUCGUGGACGUCUUAGGGUUCCAGGCAGGAAGGAAAACUAUGUAGCCAUCAAGACUCUGAAGGGCGGAUACACCGAGAAGCAGAGGCGGGACUUUCUGUCCGAGGCUUCCAUCAUGGGACAGUUCCAGCACCCCAACAUCAUCCACCUGGAAGGUGUCAUCACCACGUCCUGUCCCGUCAUGAUACUCACGGAAUUCAUGGAGAAUGGCGCCCUCGACAGCUUCCUGAGGAUGAAUGACGGACAGUUUACCACCAUCCAGUUGGUGGGGAUGUUGCGUGGCAUCGCUGCUGGCAUGAAGUACCUGUCGGACAUGAGUUUUGUCCAUCGAGACUUGGCGGCUCGGAACAUUCUGGUCAACUCCAACUUGGUCUGUAAGGUUUCAGAUUUUGGUCUCAGCCGCUUUUUAACAGAAAACUCCUCAGAUCCGACGUACACCAGCUCUCUGGGUGGUAAAAUUCCUAUCCGGUGGACGGCUCCUGAAGCCAUCGCCUACAGGAAGUUCACGUCUGCCAGUGAUGCCUGGAGUUACGGCAUCGUCAUGUGGGAGGUGAUGUCAUAUGGAGAAAGGCCGUACUGGGACAUGAGCAACCAGGACGUGAUCAACGCCAUAGAGCAGGAUUACAGGCUGCCCCCGCCGCCAGAGUGUCCCGCCUCUCUGCACUCGCUCAUGCUGGACUGCUGGCAGAAGGAACGAGCCAAUCGGCCGAGGUUCUGCGAUGUGGUUGCUUCUCUUGAUAGGCUGAUACGGAACCCGGCUUCGCUGAAGGUGACGCACCCAGAGGGGCCGAGUUCCUCACAGCCUCUGUUAGACCAGCGUGUCCCUCCACCUCUUUCUGCCUGUGGUUCUGUCUCUGAGUGGCUCAGAGCCAUAAAAAUGGAACGAUACGAGCUGAGUUUCCUGCAGGCUGGUUUCACCAGCCUGGACUUCGUCUCCCAGCUCACCACUGAAGACCUGCUGCGAGUGGGCGUGACCCUCGCUGGUCACCAGAAGAAAAUCCUCUCCUCCAUUCAAACACUCAGGAUACACAAAACUCCGCCCACCUUGCUCUACUGACCAAUCACAGUUGUGUUCUGCCGUACCGUCCAAUACAACAACACUGGGGACGCAGAGCUAAUCCUCGAUGGACUUUUACAUCUGACCAAUCAGAAAGCCUCAGGACCUGCAGGACUCCGUCCCCUGACAGUUGGAACAUUAACACGCUCUUUGUGGCUGUAAAAAAAAAAAAAGCACAAAGAAUUCUUCAAGAAACUGAGCGCUGCUGCGACAUCAUCGUACAUGACCCUGUCCUUUUUAAUCAGACCAAUCAGACUGAGCCACACCCACAGUCAGACUUUUGGAGUUUCGUGGACUGGUGGCUCGUCAGCACUCAGGACGUGCACAGCCCCGCCCUGCCAAACCACUACAGCCAAUCCACUGCUCAGGAACUGGAACCGGAUUGGUCCUUCAAUGAGCCCUCCUCAGUGGACCCAAAAAGUUUCUUGUUGCACGUUCAUCACUGCAGUUGUUACUAAGCCACGGCCACUGCUUUGAAGCACAGCAGUGAUUGGCUCCAGUCCCUGUCCAUCACACAAGAACAGCUUCACUACAGCUGAGGCCAAAAGAGAGAAAGGGAAAGUUCCAGUGGACGUACUUCUACAGACAGUACUCCAGGUAUUUUGGAUGAAAUUCUCUGACAUUUUCACAACGUUUUGGACAAAACAAAAUGUGUUUCAAUUCCAAAGAAACUUGCUUGAUCUCGGGAUCAUGGGAAAAACUCACUGAGCAACAAUGGAACGUCCCAAAAGCAGGUGUCAUGUGACAAUCUGAACAGCUGCCAGUAAAACCAGUUUGUAUUGUUGUCUUUUGAUAGCAGUGAAGAAUAUUCAAGGUUGCCUCAGGAAUCAGAAACUUUUAAGGAAAUCUUUGUGAAUAUACUUUACAGAAACUUUUCAUUCUUCAGGUUCUGAAAUUCCCCUAGGAAAACUGGGAGACUUUCAGUUGGAAUUUUCUUCAUUUCACACUCGCGGAACUGCCUUUUAUUGUGAAGCCACUUGUGAUGAGAUUCCUUGAAACAAGAGAAGAGCAAAAUGAGCAGCUGCACCACCACUGAUAUGAAUUCAUAGUUAAAACAGACCAAAGGUGGUUAUAAUAAGUGGACUUGACACCAAGGCCUCACUCGAACUUCAAUGGAACGUCUAACAGAACCAGUGACAUGUUGAGAACAGUCAUUGUCUGAACAGAGUCCAUGGACCGAUCCCUGAGUGUGGGAGUUCCCUCAGGUUAAAUCACUGUAAACUGUUGGAACUGUUAGAACGUACGACUCUUCUGGCUUUUGUAUUGUAGCACUUUUUGUACCCGACAUUUGAUGAUGGAAGCAGAAUGGUGUAUUUUUUAAUAAACCUGCAUUUCAGGAAAA
Messenger RNA from Cynoglossus semilaevis (tongue sole), 4839 nucleotides. RefSeq names its product ephrin type-B receptor 4-like. The coding region runs from base 510 to 3497 and encodes 995 amino acids. Lineage: Eukaryota; Metazoa; Chordata; Actinopteri; Pleuronectiformes; Cynoglossidae. Gene Ontology annotation, cellular component: dendrite; plasma membrane. Gene Ontology annotation, biological process: protein phosphorylation; ephrin receptor signaling pathway; axon guidance. The record is from RefSeq and is a predicted model, not a curated record. Gene Ontology annotation, molecular function: transmembrane-ephrin receptor activity; protein binding; ATP binding. The transcript is spliced from 20 exons.